Molecule: messenger RNA, 664 nt
Organism: Dioscorea cayenensis subsp. rotundata (Guinea yam)
Lineage: Eukaryota; Viridiplantae; Streptophyta; Magnoliopsida; Dioscoreales; Dioscoreaceae
Product: universal stress protein PHOS34-like
Exons: 4
Coding region: 53-550 (165 amino acids)
Source: RefSeq, a predicted model, not a curated record
UAUUAACAUAGAACAAAAACACAAAAGACAAGUACACACUGAGAGUGUCCUAAUGGCGUUGAGUACCGAGAGGAAUGUAGGGGUGGCUGUGGACUUCUCAGAGGGCAGCCAAGCAGCCCUUAUGUGGGCAUCAGACCAUCUUCUCAGGGCUGGAGACAAGCUUGUUAUCAUCCACAGUGAAGUCUGUUUCCAGAAGGAACAGGGGGCUGUGCAUCUCUGGGAGUCCACUGGCUCUCCCUUCAUUCCUUUGAAUGAGUUUGAUGACCCUGGCAUAACAAAGAGAUAUGGUGUUAAGCCUGACUCUGCCACCAUAAACAUCCUCCAUCAACUAGCAAAGCAGAAGGGGAUUGAAGUAGUGGUUAAGAUAUACUGGGGUGAUGCUGGGGUGAAGAUAUGUGAAGCUGGUGAGAAAGUUCCACUUCAGUGUCUGGUGAUUGGGAGCAGGGGUCUUGGCAAAGUUAAGAGGGCUUUACUGGGGAGUGUGAGCAGCUAUGUGGUCCAUCAUGCUAUGUGUCCUGUGACUGUUGUUAAGAGCUCACCUUCUAAUUGAUAGUUAAAUUUCAAAGAUGUAUGUUGUUUGUGUAUGUAGGAUGUAUCUCUUAACUCAAAAGCAUCCAUCUAUUUAAAUGAAUAAACAAAUAAAGUAGUAUGUCUGUCUAUUCCA